AUGUGGUCCUCUUCCCAGCUGCCCUGUCCUCUCGCCAGGCCCCAGUUUGGCCAACCUGCCCCUCCUCUCUCGCCAGGCCCCAGCUUGGCCAACCUGCCCCCUCUUCUCUCCCCAGGCCCCUGCCCCUCUUCUCUCCCCAGGCCCCAGCUUGGCCAACCUGCCCCACUUCUCUCCCCAGGCCCCAGCUUGGCCAACCUGGCCCCUCCUCUCUCCCCAGGCCCCAGCUUGGCCAACCUGCCCCUCUUCUCUCCCCAGGCCCCAGCUUGGCCAACCUGGCCCCUCCUCUCUCCCCAGGCCCCAGCUUGGCCAACCUGCACCUCCUCUCUCCCCAGGCCCCUGCCCCUCCUCUCUCCCCAGGCCCCUGCUUGGCCAACCUGCCCCCUCUUCUCUCACCAGGCCCCUGCCCCUCCUCCCCCCAGGCCCCAGCUUGGCCAACCUGCCCCUCUUCUCUCCCCAGGCCCCAGCUUGGGCAACCUGCCCCCUCCUCUCUCCCCAGGCCCCAGCUUGGCCAACCUGCCCCCUCUUCUCUCCCCAGGCCCCAGCUUGGCCAACCUGCCCCUCUUCUCUCCGCAGGCCCCAGCUUGGCCAACCUGCCCCCUCCUCUCUCCCCAGGCCCCAGCUUGGCCAACCUGCCCCUCUUCUCUCCCCAGGCCCCAGCUUGGCCAACCUGCCCCUCCUCUCUCCCCAGGCCCCAGCUUGGCCAACCUGCCCCCUCUUCUCUCCCCAGGCCCCAGCUUGGCCAACCUGCCCCCUCUUCUCUCCCCAGGCCCCAGCUUGGCCAACCUGCCCCUCCUCUCUCCCCAGGCCCCAGCUUGGCCAACCUGCCCCUCCUCUCUCGCCAGGCCCCAGCUUGGCCAACCUGCCCCUCUUCUCUCCCCAGGCCCCAGCUUGGCCAAUCUGCCCCCUCUUCUCUCCCCAGGCCCCAGCUUGGCCAACCUGCCCCCUCUUCUCUCCCCAGGCCCCAGCUUGGCCAACCUGCCCCCUCUUCUCUCCCCAGGCCCCAGCUUGGCCAACCUGCCCCUCUUCUCUCCACAGGCCCCAGCUUGGCCAACCUGCCCCCUCUUCUCUCCCCAGGCCCCAGCUUGGCCAACCUGCCCCUCUUCUCUCCCCAGGCCCCAGCUUGGCCAACCUGCCCCCUCCUCUCUCCCCAGGCCCCAGCUUGGCCAACCUGCCCCUCCUCUCUCCCCAGGCCCCAGCUUGGCCAACCUGCCCUUCCUCUCUCGCCAGGCCCCAGCUUGGCCAACCUGCCCCCUCUUCUCUCCCCAGGCCCCAGCUUGGCCAACCUGCCCCCUCUUCUCUCCCCAGGCCCCAGCUUGGCCAACCUGCCCCUCCUCUCUCCCCAGGCCCCAGCUUGGCCAACCUGCGCCUCCUCUCUCGCCAGGCCCCAGCUUGGCCAACCUGCCCCCUCUUCUCUCCCCAGGCCCCAGCUUGGCCAACCUGCCCCUCCUCUCUCCCCAGGCCCCAGCUUGGCCAAACUGCCCCUCCUCUCUCCCCAGGUUCCAGCUUGGCCAACCUGCCCCUCUUCUCUCCAGGACACACACCCGCCAUGGGGUUCAUGGUCCCCAAGCCUCUAAUCCUCCGCCUAUUUUUGCUCACUAUACCUGA
Molecule: messenger RNA, 1605 nt
Organism: Salvelinus namaycush (lake trout)
Lineage: Eukaryota; Metazoa; Chordata; Actinopteri; Salmoniformes; Salmonidae
Product: extensin-like
Exons: 1
Coding region: 1-1605 (534 amino acids)
Source: RefSeq, a predicted model, not a curated record